Exophiala dermatitidis NIH/UT8656 is the source of this 5537-nucleotide messenger RNA. RefSeq lists its product as uncharacterized. Bases 585 to 5399 code for a protein of 1604 amino acids. The record is from RefSeq and is a predicted model, not a curated record. The transcript has a single exon. Lineage: Eukaryota; Fungi; Ascomycota; Eurotiomycetes; Chaetothyriales; Herpotrichiellaceae.
GUCGUAUCCACUUCCUCAAAAUAAUGCCCCCUUCGCCAGUCUAUGUACCGUACCUUCUACAUCCUUGCCUCCCAUGCACCGCUGCGCCAAAAGAGUAGCCCUGAUCGUGGCUGAGCAGAGCAUGUCGGGGAGGACGACCUCGACACAAGGGGCCUGGUUGGACAUGCUCAUGCGCCUCGUCUUACACAGCCUGCUAGACUCCAUGGAGCUGACGGCCCUUGGAGGCGACCAGGGUAGGCGAUAAUGGGGCCGAUUCAAAGGCUAGGUAUUGUCGUUUCACGAGCCCUGAUUGCUUCACCUUUUGAUCAGGCCCCUACUAACCUUGGACGCCUGCUUUGGCUGGUUCUUCCAAUCCUUGACCACUGCAGUCCGACUGAUCCUGGUUGCGGCUGAUGAGACGACUAAAGUUACCUCAGAAUAUUAGUGUCUAACCUGCUGCCAGAUGGCUUUCACCGUCACUGGGCCUCGAUCAGGUGUGACAUGACCUUGGAACGAUCUGUUUCCACGUAGAAUGAAGAACAUGGAGCAACCUGUCUGAUGAAAGCAGCCAGUAUGUCGCCAGACGCCUCACUCCUCGGACGACCAUGGACAAUCAGCAACGAGCAGUCUAUCUUGACGUGCCCGUGACUGAUGCGGAACGGGCUCGUGCCAGACGGCGACGUUAUGAGCAUGAAGAUUCUGCCGCGCUACUACCCGACCAGAGGAAUUUCCCUUCGGUGGAUGAGGAAACACGGUCAACCUUUCGAGAUCAAUCAACACCUGUUCGAUUCCCCUCGAUACACGCCUCUCCAGCAAUCCGCCGUCUACCAGACCGAGUCGCGCAACGAUUUGAAAACCGCCAAUAUGUCCCGAUAUCUCCCAUUCACGAAGAAGACGAGCCCAACUCUAUCAACCUCCGCGAACCCUCAGUUCCCCCGGCAGACUCUAACAGACAUCUGCUCUACGAUCCAGGACCAAUUGCCCGCCUGUGGACCCCUAUUUGGCUGAAACAAUGGCCACUGGCUCUCUUCGCGCUUGUAUUUGCUGUUUUCAUUGCAGGCCUCAUCCUUCUCUGGCACUACGACCGGCGCAACAAUGGUUUCCAUGUUGCCCGAGGAACCAGUCAUCUGGCCUGGGCUUAUGCCCCUACUGUCAUUGUCGUCUUCGUCGUGGCUGCGUGGAGGAUGGUAGACUACCAUUGCAAGCUGGGUAUGCCAUUUGAUGUCCUUCAAAAUGGGCCUGUUAAAGCCUCAGAGAGUCUCCUUGUCGACUAUAUCUCUGCCUUCCAGCUUGUUUCUUUAUUCAAGGCGUUUCGAGACAGCCACUUCGCCGUCAUCUGCAGCGUGACUGGAUUUAUCAUGUUAAAAGUCGCCACCGUCUUUUCGACCUGUUUGCUGGUUCUCCUUCCAACUCACAUUACACACCCUGGCACAACCGUUCUUUCCAACGGGUUCAGCGACGAAGCUUUUGAUCCAACGACCCCUUUUAAUUCUUCAAACUUUUCGUCUUCUCCAGUUUAUGCAUAUUAUGGAGCCAAGGCUUAUGGAAUGCCUUUUGAAAAUGGGGUUACCCUCGACCUUGCCUAUGGAGCGAUCACGGUCAACUCAACAUCUCAUGUUCCAGAUGAUGCUGUCAUACCGGGAGAUGUAGACACUUUUGUGCCUAUCAUGUCAUGCCACGAGCUGAUCGUGGAGCUUGAUACUCCAGAUAUUGAGAAUGGUACGGACGCCAACAGUGGCUUGACGACAUCAAGCAACAUAUCUCUUACCAUCCCAGCUGGUGGAGCUUGCAGCCAGUCCAUCACAUUCAGUAUAGCAGCUGGGGAUCCAUACACCGAGAUACUUCCCGACAGCCAAGUCAAUGGCACAUUGCAGGAGAUAUACUGUAAUUCUACCAGUGAUAGCAAUUCCCAAGGACCUGCAGGGCUGCUGUUCACCAUGACGGACAUUCACUAUCAGCAGACGCUGUUCGAUAAUGCCACUGACUUAGCAGGAGGUACUUUUGUCAUUGCAACCAACGUUUCCAGGACGCUAUCGAAUAUGGUGAACGUCUUCUGCAAAUCCUCGUACAACAUCACAAAAGCUAAGGUCACCAAUGACACGCGGUUGGCGGACAAUACCAUUGCUGUGUCAGUUGUUCUAAAGAAAGAUGCCGUUAACAGUACAUUGCCACGCUUCUCUGCUUGGAAUGCUACCAACGUCCUUUUGCAGUCAUCCGCAUCUGCCAAAUUGCUCUUUACUGAUACGGUCCAUGGUGAUGGUACAUCUGACUCCAAUGCGUUUUUCACCUUGAUGGCCGUUACGCACGGCUUACAAGACAUUACUUCGUUCUUCGAUGUGAACAAGUUGAUUUCGGCCGCCGAAGGUACCUACAAGGGGAUCUUAUCGCAAUAUGCUCACCAGACAUUGCGGACCCGCAACAACAGUGUUGUAAAAGGGGGCGCUGUGGUUACCGAAGAAAGCAGAUUGCGUGUCAACGAUGCCUCACUGUGGACAACGACUUCGAUCUUUGGUCUGCUAAUCCUGUUCUGCAUAGCACUAAUCUUCAUUGCGCCGAGAGCUGUGGUUCCUAGAGACCCGAGCUCAAUCGCCACAAUCGCGAUGAUCCUCACGAGAAGCAGGGAGCUCAACAGGCUGCUCCGACGGCAAGGUACACCCAGCUAUAGCAACCAAAAGGCGGCACUGGCUGGCUACGAAUUUGGAACGGCUAUUGCAACUACGGAGUUUGGGAAGAGCACGUUCAAGAUUGUCACCUCCGAGGGAGAGCCAGACGGGCAGCCAAUAAAGCCCAACAUGGAUUUCAAAUGGUGGCUCCCUUUUACAGCCAGUAUCCCUGUCGUUGUCCUUACGUUGAUCCUUCCCGUUACUACCAUCGUGGCCUUGCAAAUUGUUCAGACGUCAUCCGAUAGACACAAUGGCAUUUACACCGUCACCAACAACGAAUGGACCGAGGCCUACAGUCACUACAUACCCAGCAUUGUGAUGUUGGUCCUUGCAAGUUUGGUCAACAUGCUUGAUUUCAACGUGGCUCUGUUCGCACCAUGGACCAACCUCGCCAAGGGAAACGCAACCAGCAAAAGAUCGAUACUUAACCACAUCUUAGGACGGUCGCCGCCGUUUGCAUUCCUCCAGGCCCUCAGGACACGGUAUCUAGGUGGCAUUACGAGCAUUGCAGCCGCUUCGUUAGCAAGUAUGCUCACCGUGGUUGUCGCGGGACUGUAUUAUGUACAAGAUUUUACCGUUACCGGUCCAGAUGUGUCACUCACACAGCUCGACACGUUCGACCUCAGAUGGGCCAACAGCUUUACCACUGAUAAUGGUGCUGCGGCAUUGGUCGAUCUCAUCAUGCACGAGAACUUCAGUUAUCCUCAGUUCACAUACGAAGAGCUCGUGUUUCCGAGGCUGUCGCUGGACAACUCGGCUCUCCCGACUGACCCACUCGCAAAGGUCAACGGUUCCUGGACCCAGAUCCUGCCUGCCGUCCGAGCCAACUUGAGAUGUGAAGUCCUGCCCGAGUCUUCUUUUAAUGUGACCACCCGGAGAACUGGACCUGAUUUUGCCUAUGAGACCGAUCGGGCUUUUGUCACCGCCCAAGCACCUCUUCCCGACUCAUGCCAUCUCGGUGGGUACCAGGGAAACGGCUCGUUUGUCAUUUACGAGAACAGUUUCCAGCUCCUGCCGGAUAGCCAGCCGACCUAUGCUGGAGCACAGCUAGAUCUACUCUUUGGAGUAGGCACGACGCUGUAUGGGAACUAUGGCGAAGUCAGAGGCAAAUAUAUCGACGACAACCCUCCGGUAGGAUGUCCCAGCUUGGCUUUCACAUUUGGUCGGUUUCAACUGGACAGUUCGGACCGUGGGCCAGUUACCACCAUGGUCUGCUACCAGGAGAUCCAGGGCUUUAAUGCGACUGUUACCUGGAAGCCGAACAGCACCGUCAUCGACACAGACCGACCGCCUGUCGUACAAAAUGAGAGUGUCUUCCUCCACGAUAACCCAAUCAGCACCAACGGAGCCAAAUCAUUCGACUUUCGCAUUCAGAACAGCCUCGCUCAAGAAUUGACUGUGUUCAAUGACGACAACAACGAGGGUAGCACCAGGCCCACAACAGCAUCCUACCCGUCGCUCUCAGAUCCAGUCGAUAUCUACUUCCAAGCCAUUCUUAACGGCACAGACAGACAUGAUCCAGCUAGCCUUGUUGGCAAGGACAACCGGACCGCUCUACUUGAUGCCAUCAAUCGGUUUUAUCGUAUCUAUAUGGCCCAGGUGAUCUCGAUCAACAUGCGUACGCCGUUGAACAAAAGCAGCGCCUCAUCUCGGCAGUUUCAGCGUCGGCAGGACACCGGGACCAUGACGAGCAGCAGUAUAUCUACCACUAUCACCAGGUCGCGGCUUGUGCAGGACAGGGCCAGUAAACUAGCCCUACAGACCCUUCUCGGUGCCACGGCCGUGCUGUCGUGCGCGGCGUGGCUCACCACGAAAAUGCGCCACGUUCUACCCUGCAACCCGUGUUCCUUGGCCGGAAGCAUGUCUUUACUCGCCGGCAGUGACCUAUGCUACAGCGACGAUGACGGGCUAUGCGAGUGCUGCGGCAAACCACGUCGGCGGUCAUUUGGGUAUGAUGACGACAACAACAACAGAAACAGCCAAAGCUUCGGCGGAGGUGGUGUUGUUACCGAAAGAAUCCACGCCGCACCGCAUGAGACUGGUGGUCCCGUCACUAUCAGCGUUUACGACCCUAGCAACAGCAACACCAGGAACGCAGCUUACAUCGACGAAGAAGCAGAGGGAGACGGUGGCCGCCGUCGCACACAGCUCAUCCCCGACGGCGCCGAAUGGAUGCCACCCAAACAAUUCGCAGCCAUUUUCGGCGCAGGCGCACGAUACAGCAUGGGAUGGUGGCGGGAGCAGAAAUGGCGAGGCAGACGACGUCGAUUCGGAGUCGAUAUUGGCCCUCGGGCCGAUGGCGCCGACGACCAGGAUUGGGAACUCGGCGAGCUGCGGCGUCGUAGGCCCCGGAGCGGUAGUAGUCGUGCUGCUGGUCAGGCUGGCGAUGGUGAUGAUGAUACCGGGUUCGGCGAUUUCAUGGUCCUAAACAACAAUACCUCACGGCGCCGCGGUGAUCGCGAUGGCCGCGGAGAGUAUUCUCGCUUCAGUCGGUUGAGAGAUAGGAGCUGGGGCCGAAGUGCAAGUCCAAGUAGGAGCAGGAGUAGGAGCAGAAGCAGGAGUGGGAGUGUGACUAGGGAUACCGAUAUGGAGAUGGCGGACAGGAGCGUGGUUCCUUCUCAGAUGAGAGGGAGAGAUGCCAGUGCCAGUGCCAGCGCAGACAGACACGGAGACGGAACCGAGGUCCCAGGUCAGUUCAGGUCGACAUUUUCGGCGAGACGGCAGAACGCAAACUCCAUCAUGGGAGGUGAGGCGUAAAGCCAUCGCGAUAGUCGUUGUACUGUUCCAUAGGUAGUCAAGUCGCGGUGAAUCACGGAAGUUACUUGCCUCUCCCUUGUUAUGCACAGUAGUAGUAGCAAGCAGUAGGUAUACAACCUUGUAGACAGCAAGACGUUU